Molecule: messenger RNA, 1729 nt
Organism: Arabidopsis thaliana (thale cress)
Lineage: Eukaryota; Viridiplantae; Streptophyta; Magnoliopsida; Brassicales; Brassicaceae
Product: C2H2-like zinc finger protein
Exons: 1
Coding region: 318-1508 (396 amino acids)
Source: RefSeq, marked reviewed
UUAGCAUAUUUCAUAUCCCUGGAUCAACUUGAGUUAGUGAAACAGUUAGAAAGUAAAAAACAAAGGUAAAGUCUCUCUCGUCAAGACCCUCCGAGUGUACAAGAGGCUCUCAAACAACAAAAGCAAAAGGAUAAACUUUUGUUAGCUCAGACUAUCCACAUAGCCGUCGUCUUCCUCGCCGGACAUGCUAGAAGAUAACAAUCCACACCCAAACUUACCCAGAGAGACAAUCUCUGAUUCACGUCCACUACAAUUACCGAAUCUCUCCGAAGCCACCGAUCACCUACGCUAGUUUCAGUGGCAAUUCGAAGCUUCCAAUGAGUUUGUUCUGUAAUUCAAUCGAAACCCUUUAUCCAAAACCAUUCCUUUCACACAAAUCUCACUUCUUUACCUUCUCCAAUUCCAAAUUCCAAAACCCUAAAUUCACAAGCUUCCCACUUCGUCACCAAUGGCGGAUCGAAUCAUGUCUGAAAUCAGCAUCUUCAUCAGAAAUCGAUAUGGUAAGAAACAAAGAAGGUAUCUUUGCACCAAAGGAGAAGAAAGUUGUAGUCUUAUGGGACUUAGACAACAAACCACCACGAGGUCCACCAUACGAAGCCGCAACAGCUCUCCGUAAAGUCGCUGAGAAACUCGGCCGAGUCGUCGAAAUCUCCGCUUACGCAAAUCGUCAUGCUUUUAUCCAUUUACCUCAUUGGGUCGUCGAAGAGAGACGAGAAAGGAGGAACCUUGAUUUCAUGGAGAGGAAAGGAGAAGUGACUCCAAUUGAUCCGUACAUUUGUGGUGUUUGUGGUCGCAAGUGUAAAACCAAUCUUGAUUUGAAGAAACAUUUCAAGCAGCUUCAUGAGAGGGAGAGACAGAAGAAAGUUAAUAGGAUGAGAUCUUUGAAAGGUAAGAAACGUCAGAAGUUUAAGGAGCGUUAUGUUUCAGGGAAUGAGAAGUAUAAUGAGGCUGCGAGGAGUUUGUUGACUCCUAAAGUUGGAUAUGGUUUAGAGGCUGAGCUACGUCGAGCAGGGGUUUAUGUUAAGACGGUUGAGGAUAAGCCUCAGGCUGCGGAUUGGGCGGUUAAGAGACAGAUACAACAUUCAAUGACUAGAGGGAUUGAUUGGUUGGUUUUGGUGUCGGAUGAUAAGGAUUUUUCUGAUAUGUUGAGGAAAGCUAGAGAGGCUGAUCUUGGGACUUUGGUUGUUAGUGAUAUGGAUAGAGCAUUGGGAAGGCAUGCUGAUUUGUGGGUGCCUUGGAGUGGUGUUGAGAAGGGAGAGAUUGGUGAGAAGGAUUUGAUUCCGGGGAAGAGACCAAGGUUUGAGGAGGAUGAGGUGGGAUUUGGUGGUAAUGAUGAGUUGUUUUCGUUGUCGUAUGAUGAGGAUGAGAAGGCGGAGAUGACGGUGGAGAGUGAUGGGUUUGGGAGGUUUAAUGUAUCGGCGUUUUCGGAAGAUGAAUGGGUGGAGGAUGAAGGAGACUUUGUGUUGAGUGAUAGUAGUGAUGAUGAUAGUGAUGAUGAGCUUUUCUGAUUCAUGGUGAAUUGAGUUGCAUUUCUAAGUGUUGUUAAUUGGUUUACGAAUAGAGUUCAUAGGAGCUUUGGUCGAUGUAAUUGAAAUCAAAUGUAAAACCAUUCUUACAUAAGCCAAGAUUUUGUGCAUUCAUGUGGUCAAAGGCUUUGAGAAUUCAAGUUCUUACAUAAACCAAGAUUUUGUGGUAUUGUGGUUUGUCGAAUUGAAAUUUUGGGUUGGAG